Yamadazyma jaroonii is the source of this 1536-nucleotide messenger RNA. The record is from the annotation of a GenBank genome assembly. Lineage: Eukaryota; Fungi; Ascomycota; Pichiomycetes; Serinales; Debaryomycetaceae.
AUGUCAACUGUAGAUAGAUCAUCAUUGGAUACUUCCAAUACAGCACCAUUGGUGGAUGCUGCCACAUCAAUUCAUGAAUCCGAAACGGACUCUUUAAAUAUUGAAGUACAAAAAUUCGAACCCGAAGAAGCUUUACCCGAAGAGCAUCAUGAAUUAAGUAGAACUCCUUCAAUGUUAGAAAGAAUUUCCACCAGAUUAUCAUUUUUCAACCCCCAUUUAAAAAAUGAAAGAACCAAUUUAGUAAGACAAUAUUUAACCAUCUAUUUAUUGAUGUUUGUAGCUAUUUUAGGGAUAUUCUCAAUUUACUGGGGUUCUUCUUAUAGAAGACAAACCAGAUAUCCAAAUUUAAAGAUGUUAGUAGUUAUUGAAGAUGACGAAUCAUUUGGUGGUCAUGAUCCAAUAAUUGGUGAUACCAUAAGGAAUAUCUUAAAUACCCCACAAGCUCAACAAUUAGGUGGUUGGAAAAUUCAAAAUACCACUGAAUUCAGACAAGAAGCUGAAAAGCACAAUAACACAGUUUUUGAAGAAGUAGAAAGACAAAUCCAUCAUCAAUUAUAUUGGUCAUCCAUUUAUGUAGCUAAAAAUGCUACUGGUCAAUAUUAUGAUUACAUUAUGAAUGAAGAUUCAACCACCAAUCUUUCAUCAUUGAUCGUUUCCGUUUAUGAAACUGGAAGAGAUUUCCUUAACAUGAAUUCUUAUGUUACACCAAAUGUCGCAAAGAUUGGAUCUAUGUGGUUAAGAAGUCAAAAUAACUUAUCGGAAUUGUUUUCUGAUGAAACUUUCAAUGUUCAACAAGCAACUAAAUUAUCCACACCAAUUGCCUUCACUUUGGAUGAUAAAAGACCCUUCACUGAUCCUGUUUUAGUGGCACCUUCUCAAGUUGGUCUUAUUUAUAUUAUCAUCUUAACAUUCUUCCAAGUUAAUUUGUUUGGUGAAGUCAAUCAGAAAGUCGCCAAGUUGAAUUUAAAACCUUCACAUUUUGUCAUUUACAGAUUAUUAGGAUCAUACAUCUCAUAUUUUGUCAUUAGUUUAGGUUAUUCAUUAGUUACUUUAGCUUUCCAAGUUGAUUUCAAUAAAGCUUUUGGUAAAUCAGGAUUCUUAGUUUAUUGGAUGUUUAGUUAUCUUACAAUGAUUUCUGUAGGGUUAGUUAAUGAAGUGAUGUUUAUGGUAUUAUUAAUGUUUGCACCAUUUUUAGUUGGGUUCUGGUUAUUAUUCUGGGUUUUGAUUAAUAUCUCCCCAACUUUUGCUCCAAUUGCUUUAGUACCAAAAUUCUAUAGAUUCGGUUAUGCUAUGCCAAUUCAUAAUUCUUAUGAAUUAACCAAAGUGGUGUUCUUUGACACUUAUAAGGGACAAAUGGGUAGAAAUAUUGGAAUCUUGGUGGCUUGGAUAGUGAUAUCAACCAUUGCUUAUGUUGCCAUAUUGAAACCUUUUGGUAUGACUAUGAGAGACAGAGCCAUUAAAGCUAAACAAGCAGAAAUGGCAACUCAAGAAAAAGUUGCUAAAGCUACUGCUGAAGAGGCAAAGGGACAAGUUUAA